CGCUUGUCAACCUUAACCUUUUCUAUAAUAAACGUUCCUAAGAUCAAGUCGGCAUUUAUUAACUCAUCAAUAAGGUUAAUUCGUUAUUCUAAUUAAAUAUCAAGUAUUAAAAACGUAUUGAUAUUGAAUAAUAAAUAAUAUUGUGUUAUUAAUAAAAUAAAUAUCAGUGACAAUUACUAUGACGUACUUGAACUCGUGGGAAGAAUUUGAAAAGGGUGCGGAGAGGUUAUAUCUUCAGAAUCCGAUGAAAGCUCGAUAUUCUAUGAAAUAUUGCCAUAACAAAGGCGUACUAUGGCUCAAACUAACAGACAAUUGCACGUGUCUUCAAUAUAAGACGGAGAUAGCUCAAGAUUUGAAGAAAAUGGAAAAAUUUAUAGGAAAUCUAAUGAGGCAUAUGGCAUCGAAAGACAGUUGAACUGACCAACAGGGAUGGUGUGUGUCUUGUUAUUUGUAAGAGAACGAAUAUAUAUAUAUAUAUAAACUUUUUAAAUAAUAUAAAUAAGAUGUAAAAGAGACACAGUGCAUUCGGUUUCGUUUAGUAAAAUUUUUGUUGUUUCAUGCGUCGUGUGUAUAUAUCAUAAAAUUGAAGAGUGCAACG
Messenger RNA from Polistes canadensis, 598 nucleotides. RefSeq names its product signal recognition particle 9 kDa protein (gene Srp9). The transcript is spliced from 3 exons. Gene Ontology annotation, biological process: SRP-dependent cotranslational protein targeting to membrane; negative regulation of translational elongation. Lineage: Eukaryota; Metazoa; Arthropoda; Insecta; Hymenoptera; Vespidae. Gene Ontology annotation, molecular function: 7S RNA binding. The record is from RefSeq and is a predicted model, not a curated record. The coding region runs from base 179 to 415 and encodes 78 amino acids. Gene Ontology annotation, cellular component: signal recognition particle, endoplasmic reticulum targeting.